Messenger RNA from Numida meleagris (helmeted guineafowl), 4739 nucleotides. RefSeq names its product chordin like 1 (gene CHRDL1). The transcript is spliced from 12 exons. NCBI's taxonomy places the organism in Eukaryota, Metazoa, Chordata, Aves, Galliformes, Numididae. Gene Ontology annotation, molecular function: protein binding. Bases 440 to 1810 code for a protein of 456 amino acids. The record is from RefSeq and is a predicted model, not a curated record.
ACUCCGCCUCCGCCGCCGCAGUGCCGCCGGGGCUGCGGGGCAGGACCGGCCGCCGAGCAUCCUCGGGCCUCCGGAGGCGGCAGGUGUCCCGGGGCGGCCCGGGACCUCGCGGAGCGCCCGCCCCGCAGAGGUUCGAGGGAUCAGCGGAGCGCCGCCUCUUCGCCCCGCACUCUACGGGGCCGGGGGCCGCCGGCGGCCGUCGGUCCCCAGCUCGUCCCCAUCGCCGCCGCGGGAGCGAAGAGAAGAGCCGAGAGCCCGGCCGAGCGGCGGGAGAAGAUUAUGGCAACGUGAGCGGCCGCGCAGCCCCCGGCCCGAGUCCCCGCUCCCCGGCACGGCGCAGAGGCUCCCCCGGCACCGCCGCAGCUCGGAGCGGCCUCCGGCCCCGCAGCUCAAACAUUCUCUACCUUGGAGGUUCUUUCUCUCCCUUUUGUUGAUAAAGAUGAGAAGAAAGUGGAGAUUGGAGGACUUUCAUUUCAUCUUUUUUGGCGUGCUCUGUCUCCUGUUCAUAGAUGGAGGUAAACUAGAACAAGUAAAACAUUCAGAUACAUACUGUGUGUUUCAAGACAAGAAGUACCGUGUAGGAGAAAGAUGGCAUCCUUACCUAGAACCCUACGGACUUGUUUACUGUGUUAACUGUCUCUGCUCAGAGAAUGGAAAUGUACUGUGCAGCAGAAUAAGGUGCCCAAGCCUACACUGUCCUUCCCCUGUGCACGUACCACAGCUGUGCUGCCCACGAUGCCCAGAAGAUUCCCUGUUCUCAGUAAGCAGCAAAAUCACUGGGAAAUCCUGUGAAUACAAUGGCACCACUUACCAUCACGGCGAAAUGUUUGUGGCGGAGGGGCUUUUCCAAAACAGGCAAGCAAACCAGUGCGCCCAGUGCAGCUGCUCAGAAGGAAAUGUGUACUGUGGGCUGAAGACCUGUCCCAAAUUAACUUGCCCUUUCCCAGUUUCUGUUCCGGAGUCCUGCUGUCCAGUUUGCAGAGGAGAUGGAGAGUUAUCCUGGGAGCAGGCCGAUGGAGAUAUCUUCCGGCAGCCAGCCAACAGGGAAGCUAGACACUCUUACCACCGCUCCCACUAUGAGCUGUCACCCAGCUCCACCAGGCAGGCAGUCAAUGUUCCACGAUUUCCCAGUGCCAGGAGUAACCGCGGAGUCCUACCAGAUCCCCAGCAAGCAUCAGGAACGAUAGUACAAAUUGUUAUCAACAACAAGCACAAGCAUGGACGAGUUUGUGUUUCAAAUGGCAAAACAUACUCCCACGGUGAAUCUUGGCAUCCUAAUCUCCGGGCCUUUGGAAUUGUAGAGUGUGUGUUGUGUACCUGCAACAUCACCAAACAAGAAUGUAAGAAAAUUCAUUGUCCAGAACAAUAUCCCUGCAAAUACCCUCAGAAAGUAGAAGGAAAAUGCUGUAAAGUCUGUCCAGAAGAAGUGCCAAGUCAAAGCUUUGACAACAAAGAUUACUUCUGUGGGAAAGAGACCUUUCCCAUCUACGAAUCCGUUUUCACAGAGGAAGGAGAAACCAUCAGAAAAAUUGCAAUAGAGACUGAAAAACCACCCCAGAUAGAAAUACACGUGUGGACAAUCAGAAAAGGGAUUCUGCGUCACUUCUACGUUGAGAAAAUGUCCAAGAGGGAAUUUGAAGAGCUUCCCUACUUCAAACAGAUCACAAGGACAACCUCCAGCCAGUGGAAAAUAUUUAGCGAGGGAGAAGCUCAGAUCAGCCAAAUGUGUGAAAGCAGAGUGUGCAGGACUGAGCUCGAGGAUUUGGUAAAGGUUUUGUACCUUGAGAAGUCUGAAAAGGGUCACUGUUAAGGGAGACAGCACUGGAAGGAGAAACACAAGAAAACUUAUGAAAACUUGGAUCUGCAGCUGGACUGCAGGCUUAUUUUGCUUAAGUCAACAGUUGCCCUAAAAACCAAAACUAUAAUGCAGUAAUUAUUCACAUCAUGCACAGCAAAUUUGCUGCUUUAUGUGUAGUGGUCUGUGUCAAUCGUUCAAAUAUCUCCUCCAAAAGACUAGGAGGCUCUGUGUUCCUGGUGGGGGAAAUAGAAAGAGAGACUGUACUUUCCCAGAGUUGCAUUUCUUUACAAGUUAAAAAGAGAAAACAGAACGUUUUUAUUAUUUGGCAAGUUAUUCAAACUAAUGAAAAGAAGGACACCUAAUAAAUGUGCAGGAGCCAUGGAGAGCAUUAUUUCUUGUGCUGAGCUCAUAAUGGAGUUGAAAUGGCUUGUGGAUUUUUUUAAGUAGUGGAAGAAAAAUACAAGUGCUACAAUACUUGUGUUGGAGACAUAAAAACCAGAUUUAAACUAAUGAACUCCUAAGCAGCCUGCCUUUGGGAUGAUGUCUUGUAGCUGAGCAAACCGAGUCCAUAAACUGAACAGCAGGUGUUAGUGGCAGUCACUAUAUUUUUGUAGCAACUUGAGCAAAUGUUCACUUUUAAGUGGUUUUCAGUGUUUCCACCACCCACUUCUCUAAAAAAUGUACAUAUUAUCUCUCAAUGACAGCCCUAAUAACUUCAUUCUUGUGGGCCCGAUUAACACAUGGUCUUGGCUGGUAGACUACCUUCUAAAGCAAUGCUGAAGAAGGUGGUGAAGUACUCGCAGCACUUUCAGAACUCCUAGGGGGUUGCACCUCCCAAUUAAUAACUCCUUCACUACAACAGAGCUUAAUUUAUUUGUUCUGGUUUGUUACAAAGCUAAUCUCUAGCUUCAAGGACAGAUUUCUCCCAUGACAAAUACCAAACAGCUACAGCAAGCCUCUAGAACACAGUAGCCCUAUGAAAACUCUUAUCUUUGUGAAAAAGAAUUUUGAGAUAUUCUGUUAAAUUUAGUGUAGCAUGUCUACAGUGUUUAAGAAAGGUGGCUCUCAUCUGCCAAAAAAAGAAGCAGAAGGUCAUUGUUUUGAAAAAAUAUUUUCUCUGAAGAGUCACCAGAAUGCUGCACUGCCCCAGGGCUGCAGUGUUGGGUGAAUUCCCAAGAAGCAAAUGACUCUGCCUGCUUUGCCUCCAUUUUCUGCUCCACAAGUGGGAAGGAACACUGCUGUUCAAACACACACUAGGAAACAAAGCUUUAUGGAAACAGUCUGAGCCAGGGGCUGGGUCUUCAUAGGGAGUGAAGUCACAGUGACUGUGAGGAUUUUGAGGUUUGUCAUUCUGCCAGCAACAGCACUGCAGGGGUGUACCCAUUUCUAAAGAGAUGGAGUUGCAGGAGAGCUCAGCACUGAAUGCCAAAAGCAGGUUUCAAGCAAAGCUUCACCACCCCAAGGGGACCAGGGCAGCUUCCCCACCCCAAGGGGACCAGGGCAGCUUCCCCACAGCUCCCCUCAGCCAGGCUGCCUCGUGCUGCCCGGGCCCUGCUCUGCUGCGGGCAGCACAGUGCAGGGCUUCCCAGCAACGAGGAGCAAGUGAGAAGGACAGGCUGGAAGUGAUGGAAAAGCUGGAGGGAAUUAGGAGAAUAACUCAUCGAGCAUUCCAGGACAUUGUAACUCUUAAGAGUCCUGCAUAUAAUCACCACAUCGUCCCUAGGCCAGGACAAAGUGUAGCUAACAUAUAGGAACACUUCCCUCCCUGCCAAAUGCUCAACACAGCCCACCAUGUCAGGAAAACAUGCUAAAAAGGGAGCGUGCAGGUGGAUUUGCAAUAAUAAAACACCCUAGUCUGAAGUCAGUAAGAACCAAACCUUGUCAGGAUGCACUGAGGACAGCUGCUCCGGAGUGGGUCCUACACAGCCGCAGUCCUGUCAGCAGAACUGCCCAGUGAGGCCGCAGGGAGCCUGGGCCUGGGUCCCCUCCUGCCCCGACCUGCUGCAGGGCCGCUCCUCACGCUUCUCCCCUCACUGUUGGCCCCGCUUCACCCUUUCUGAAAUCCCCAUUCCCCGAGGCAUCGCUGCUGGGCCCAGCCGUGCCCUCGCGGCCCUGUGACAGCCCAGGGCAGCCCCAGCCAAUCCUCACAGAGCCCCGCGGGGCUCAGACACCACCACGGGUAACACGCUAUGUGCACAGAGUCUGAACGGGCACCUGGCCAUAAGAAAGACAAAGAGAUUUGUCGCAUUGAGUUUCCAUGGUGUCAUAGCACCCAUAAGUGCUGUGCAGGUGUUUGGAAGAGGAGCAGGGCAUCCUAACCGAGGUCCUGAGGCCUCACUGCACCAGAGGUCACUGCAACAUAAUUAACUGCAGAAGCACCAGCAGCUUGGUCUUAGCAAAACCCACAGCAUGUGGCAUCUAUUGGGUUAAAAUGUGCUGUAGAAGUGCUAGAUCUCACUAUAAAACUUCUGAUAAGCCAUGAAUUAUCCUGAUCUUUCCUUUGGUGAAGAUGCCGUGAGGAAGACAUCCUGAGGAACUGUAGCAAUCUGGUGGGAAGAGGAGCAGUUGCCUUCUCACCUCAUGGGCAUAGUCUGUAGCAGUAGCUGGUGAACAAAGACUGAGUGGAAAGUGUAAGUGUUUGUUUAAGAAGGCAGCAAUCAGCUUUUUGUAUUUGUGACAGGACUAGUGGAGUCCAGAUUGUGUAUUUAUUUUAUAAUAAACACUUUCUAAGAAAAGCAAAAAAAAUCAUAAGCAUCAUUUAGUAAAAUGCAGUGUUGCAUUUUUACAGAUUUUCGUCACUUCAGGCAAUAAAAUACACAGCGUCAUCAUGCUUUCAAUUCUCUUCAUGGGAUGUAUGUCUGUUGCGGUACUUAUUUAUGUACUUGUAUCACUUCAACCUGGUUUUAUAAGUUAAUAAACUCUAAAGUUGUUAAUAAAGCAA